Molecule: messenger RNA, 2238 nt
Organism: Ilex paraguariensis (yerba mate)
Lineage: Eukaryota; Viridiplantae; Streptophyta; Magnoliopsida; Aquifoliales; Aquifoliaceae
Source: the annotation of a GenBank genome assembly
CACACACUGUUCUCUCUCUAUAUAUACAGACUUAAUGUGAACAACAUUGUUAUAUGUCUUAGGAGAUAUUACUAGGUACUAAGUAUUAGGCAUUAGGUACAGUUUGUCAGUUCAAGUUCAGAAAAAGAUGGUGUUAGGGGAUGAGAAGAAGUUAAGGCCUUCAUGGCCUGCUUGCUGGUCUAAAUGCCUCCCCAUCUCUUCUUCUAGGUCGUCCUUAUCGUUGCCGUCGCCAGAAAAUGAAGAGUACGAUGAAAAAGUUGACAGGGUUUCAACAAAUUCCAAGAAGAACCAGAGAAAGCCUGGUGGAUGGAAGUCCAUGCCUCUCGUCUUAGGAAAUGAAACGUUUGAGAGGUUGGCAACUGUGGGGCUGCUAGCAAACUUCAUGAUGUUCUUGAUGACACAGUUUCACAUGGACCAAGUAUCUGCUUCGAACGUGAUUAACAUGUGGUCUGGUGUUACAAACUUUGCACCUUUGCUCGGUGCUUUCAUCUCUGAUGCUUAUGUGGGCAGGUUCUUGACCAUUGCUGUCUCUUCUUUUGCUUCACUUCUGGGUAUGGUGACACUGACUCUCAUAGCAUGGAUUCCCCAACUGCAUCCCCAGUGCACUCCUCAGCAAUCUCAACUUCAUCGAUGCAAGGGCCCCACAACUUCUCAAAUGGGUGUUUUGGUCAUGGCUUUGGGGUGGUUGUCCAUAGGCACAGGUGGGAUAAGGCCAUGUAGCCUACCCUUUGGUGUGGACCAGUUUGAUGCAACCACUGAUCAAGGAAGGAAGGACAUCAACAGCUUCUUCAAUUGGUACUACACCACAUUCACUGUGGUACUUAUAAUUGCCCUAACAGCGGUGGUUUAUAUCCAAGAUUCUGUGAGUUGGGUGUGGGGUUUCGGGAUUCCGACCGCGCUCAUGUUAUGUUCUAUCAUCUUAUUCUUCGUUGGAACAAAAUUAUAUGUAUACGUGAAACCCGAAGGGAGUGUAUUUUCGGGCAUUGCUCAGGCGGUCGUCGCGGCUUAUAAGAAACGCAAGCUUAAACUUCCUGAUGAAGGCGAUCAUGUUGAUGGGGUUUUUUAUGAUCCACCAUUGAAAGGGAGUAUAGUAACAAAGCUACCUCUCACCAAUGAAUUCAGGAUCUUAAACAAAGCAGCUAUAGUGAUAGAAGGUGAAGUUAAGCCUGAUGGUUCUCCUGAAAAUAAAUGGAGACUAUGCAGCAUUCAACUAAUUGAAGAAGUCAAAUGCCUUGUAAGAGUAGUCCCAAUAUGGGCCUCUGGUAUCAUCUGCUUCACUGCCAUGGCACAACAAGGAACAUUCACAAUCUCACAGGCAAUGAAAAUGGACCGCCAUCUCGGCCCGAAAUUCCAAAUCCCAGCCGGGUCAUUAGUCGUCAUCUCAAUGAUCACAGUAGGGGCAUGGCUCCCAUUCUACGACCGAAUACUAGUGCCAUCCCUGCGAAAAAUCACUAAAAUCGAAGGCGGGAUUACCCUCCUUCAAAGAAUUGGAAUCGGUAUAGUAUUCUCAAUCCUGUCAAUGGUUGUUGCCGGGCUGAUGGAGGAAAUGAGACGGGCCUCGGCUAUUUCUGCGGGCCGACCCGAUGGAAUUGCACCCAUAUCAGUGAUGUGGUUAGCUCCACAGCUCAUAGUCAUGGGAUUUGCUGAAGCAUUCAACAUUAUUGGACAGCUUGAAUUUUACUACAAAGAGUUUCCUGAGAACAUGAGGAGUGUAGCUAAUUCUCUGUUCUUUGUCACCGUGGCCGGGGCGAAUUAUUUGAGCAGUUUUGUUGUGACCACUGUGCAUAAGGUUACAGGGACUCAUGAUCAUCCAGACUGGUUGACUAAUGAUAUUAAUGCUGGUAAAGUUGAUUAUUUCUACUACUUAUUAGCAGGGAUGGGGGUACUGAACUUUGUAUAUUUUCUAGUGGUUGCCAAAAGGUACAAUUACACGAGCAGAAUGCAAAUCAGUGAAGAAAAAACUGAGUUUGAUGUGGAGCUAAGUGACAUUAAACACUGAAGUUUCUUGCAAUAUUGGAGGUCUAGUACAAUUAUAUUGUGUAUACUGGUGUACCCUUUUUCUUUCUUUUGUAAUAACAUUGAGAGAUGAAGUUCCCUGCAAUAUUGGUCUAUAGAGGACAACUACAGUUAUAUUAUAUAAUUAGAUGGUAUAUGCAUAUACGCUUUCUAUUUUCGUAAUCGAAAAUCGUUCUAAUCGUACCGACUUUUAUAUUCAUAAAUACAACACUAAUCUCGAAU